Messenger RNA from Megachile rotundata (alfalfa leafcutting bee), 1341 nucleotides. RefSeq names its product intraflagellar transport 20 (gene IFT20). Gene Ontology annotation, cellular component: ciliary basal body; intraciliary transport particle; non-motile cilium. The record is from RefSeq and is a predicted model, not a curated record. Gene Ontology annotation, biological process: protein localization to cilium; cilium assembly. NCBI's taxonomy places the organism in Eukaryota, Metazoa, Arthropoda, Insecta, Hymenoptera, Megachilidae.
CUCGUCGCUCAACAUUAUGGUUCUCUCUUGAAAUAAAGAGUAUAGUUGAAAAUACGCGCAAGCGCGACUGCCUAAGACUCUUAGGUAAAGAGUCGAUCGUUUGUUUAUUUAAGAAAAUGGCUGAUUCUUUAGCAAAGUAUGGAAUUUACAUUGACGAUUUAAGCAAAAUACGCGUAUUAGAGCCAGAAGUGGCAAACCAAGCGAAUAAACUUAAGGAAGAAUGUCAAAAUUUCGUUUCGAGAAUCACUGAAUUUCAAUCAAACUGUAAUGAAUUUUUACAAUUAAUAAAUCAGUUAGCAAAUGAAGUCGAGAAAGAAAAAAUGAGAACGAUCGGAACCCGAAAUUUACUUCGAUCUGUUGCAAAAGAAAGGGAUGCUCAAAAACAGCAAAUUCAGGCACAAAUUGUUGAAAAAUCUAUGGAACUUGAAAGACUUCGUAUACAGUAUGAUUCCCUAAAAAAGAUUGAAAUGGAACAGAUAGAAACAAUUGAACAUUUAACAGUAAAUUAAAAAUUUCUGUUAUAUUAAUUUUGUAAUUAUAAAUCUAUUUAAUAUCUACUUAGCACGUGUUUAUACACUUUCACACAAAGUUGUGUACAAAAAACAAUUGAAAUAGGAAUAUAAGUAAAAGUACAAAAAAAAAAGUAAUUGAUGUGACAUAUAUUAUGAAACAAGAUAUUUAUACAUAAAUUUAUGACGAAGUUUGCAGUUAAGACGGUGUCGGGGUUUAAACCCUUCUUAAUAAGACGGCAUCAAAUGUACAUACAUAUUGUGAAGGUUCUCAACCCCUGAAUCAGAAAGGCACAUUAGUUAAUUCUGAGUAAUACUAUGUACUGUUUCUAGUAUUUAUAUAUUACUGAUUAUUUUUAUAUAAUAGUGUUACUUUUUUUUUCUUAAGUUACUUUCUUCAUAAUUAUAAACAACGUUUAUAUAAUUACUCUUUACUAACAGCCGCAAUUACAUGUGAGCAGUUAUAGAAGGUGAAUAACAGUACAAAAUUGAAGCAACCUUAGACAUUGCAAGUGAUUAAUUUAUAUAAUUAUUUAUCUACUAGCUAUAUUAUAUUAACUGAAUAAAAACUUUGUAUGUUUUGCAAAUGCACAGGUAUUAUUAUAUUAUAUGUUUGUUCUGUGAUAAAAGUACUGCAAUAAAAUUGCAAUUAUGAUAUAAAAAAGAUUUAUAAGGUAUUAUUUUUAUAUUAAAAUGUUAACAACGUUCAUUGUUUAUGUGUUGCAUUUAUAUAGAAAAAAAAUUUGAAUAAUUGUAUAGACGACAAACUAUGUAAGCCCACAGUGUACAUCCAACGAUUUCAGUAAAAAUAAAAUAUGUACUUUGUUAAAAA